Molecule: messenger RNA, 1583 nt
Organism: Carassius carassius (crucian carp)
Lineage: Eukaryota; Metazoa; Chordata; Actinopteri; Cypriniformes; Cyprinidae
Gene: cmasb
Product: cytidine monophosphate N-acetylneuraminic acid synthetase b
Exons: 8
Coding region: 1-1254 (417 amino acids)
Molecular function (GO): N-acylneuraminate cytidylyltransferase activity
Source: RefSeq, a predicted model, not a curated record
AUGGAGAGCAACAUGAUCUGUGACCCGUCCUCCCGGAAGCCUCACCGGGCGGCUCUGAUUCUGGCCCGCGGUGGCAGUAAAGGAAUCCCCCUGAAGAACAUCAAGAAUCUGGCCGGUGUUCCUCUCAUCGCGUGGGUUCUGAGAGCUGCCUUGGAUUCAGAAGUCGUUGACAGCGUGUGGGUUUCCACGGAUCAUGAUGAGAUCGAGCGCGUCGCAAGAGUCUGGGGCGCAAAAGUUCAUCGGCGCAGUCCUGAAGUUUCCAAAGAUUCGUCCAGCUCACUGGAGACCAUCAAGGAGUUCAUCCGACUGAGACCCGAGGUGGACAUCGUCUGUCAUAUUCAGGCCACGUCUCCAUGCCUCCACCCUCAUCACAUCAGAGAAGCCCUGCAGAUGAUCACUGAACAGGGCUGUGACUAUGUGUUUUCGGUGGUUCGUAGACACCAGUUUCGCUGGGAGGAGGUGGAUAAGAAAGAUGUUACGAAUCUGACAUCUCCGAACCUUGACGUGACGUGCAGGCCUCGACGACAAGAUUGGCCUGGAGAACUCUACGAAAACGGCUCUUUCUAUUUUAGCACAAGAAAGGCUUGGGAAAAUGGCCUUAAAGAGUUGGAGAAGAUGGCCUACUAUGAAAUGCUGCCUGAGUACAGCGUUGAUAUCGACGUGGACAUCGACUGGCCUGUCGCUGAGCAGAGAGUUCUGAGGUUUGGCUACUUUGGCCGAGAGGAGAAAGCGGCGGUCAGGCUGUUUCUGUGUAAAGUGUCUGGCUGUUUGACGAACGGACAGAUAUUCACAUCGGUUUCAGGCGAGGACCAUGUGGCCAUCAGUGCUCGAGACGUGGCAGGCAUACAGAUGCUGCAGAGAGAGAAUAUAGAGGUGAUCCUCAUAUCCAACAUCAAUGAGCCGCUGUCCAGGGGUCUCCUGGAGAAGGUUGCCCAGUUGAUUGGCUGUGGACUUCACUUUGGAGAGCAUCAGAAUGGGUUUGAGAUGGAGCAGCUGAUGAUGGAGAAGAAACUGUGUUGGGAUGAAGUGGCCUUCAUGGGUUCAGAGUCUGAAGACAGAGAGAUCCUGUCUCAGGUGGGACUGAACGGUGUCCCGUCUGACGCACCCGUGGCGGAUCUCAUCGCGGCCAAAUACAUGUGUCAGAGACCCGCCGGAAACGGAGCAGUUCGUGAAUUUGCCGAGUACAUACUGAUGCUGAAGAAAAAGAGCUUGAUGCCCGUGCACCAGGAGAACAUUGACAGGGCCAAUUUCUAGAUUCCAGUUCCUAUUUCUUUAAAAUAGUCAGUUUGGGUCGCUGUGAUCACAUGACAUUGAAUCUAACUUGGUGGUACUCCAGGAGAGGGUUGAGAACCCCUGCUUUACUUGAUCUUGAUAUAUUUACAUGUUCUUUCAAAUGCAAUAUUCAUUUACUUAUCAGCAAUCAUUAUAUAUUUAUAUUUAAUCUUAUACUGCCUCCUCACAAUUUAGUAAAUGAUGUAAGGAUGUUAGUAACUGAAGUAAGGAAUCAUCCUCAUUUUAGUGAAAUCAAGGGUAGUUUGUUUUCCAUUACCUUCACUUUGGUAUAAUACUUGAUUCCAUUUUUU